AUGCCCGUCGUUCACGUCGUGUCGUUCAAGUACAAGGAUUCGGUCUCGCCGGAGCAGAGGCGCGAGCUGUACGACGACUUCAACACCUUCCGUACAGCCUGCCUCUACUCGGAUGGCCAGCCCUACAUCCUCGACUUCAAGAGCUCCACCCACAACACCUCGCCCGAGAACGCGGGCAAGGGCUUCCACCACAUCUUCAUCUCCACUUUCCCUUCGCAGGAGCACGUCCGAUACUACCUCGAACAUGAUCCCGUCCAUCUCGCCUUUGUAGACAAGGUCAAACCUACGCUGGCUGACGCCUUUAUCUACGACUUUGAGAUCUGA
Moesziomyces antarcticus is the source of this 324-nucleotide messenger RNA. Its product is annotated as stress responsive a b barrel domain protein. The record is from RefSeq and is a predicted model, not a curated record. Bases 1 to 324 code for a protein of 107 amino acids. Lineage: Eukaryota; Fungi; Basidiomycota; Ustilaginomycetes; Ustilaginales; Ustilaginaceae. The transcript has 2 exons.